This is a messenger RNA of Sesamum indicum (sesame), 1667 nucleotides long. Lineage: Eukaryota; Viridiplantae; Streptophyta; Magnoliopsida; Lamiales; Pedaliaceae. The record is from RefSeq and is a predicted model, not a curated record.
CUUACUUUUUUCCCUAUUAUUUGCCAUCCCCUAUCCACUUCCCCGAAGCUUUACUGUCGGCGGCAAAUAAACCAGCAUCAGAGAGAUUAGAAGUCAAAAAAUUCACCUGAAAUAUCAUCUUGCAAUCCAAUUCAAUUCAAGAAGCCCCCAAAUCCUUAUUCAUGGAUUCAGAAACAACCAAUUUCAGAAUUCUGAUGUUCCCAUGGUUGGCUCAUGGCCAUAUAUUUCCCUAUCUUGAGCUGUCCAAAAGACUCUUGAUCAGGAAGAACUUCCACAUAUACCUCUGCUCAACUCCCAUCAAUUUCACUUCAAUCAACGCUUUCAUUCACAACAACAACUUGUCUGAAUCCAUACAUGUGGUCCCACUCCAUUUACAGCCAUCCCAUGAACUCCCCCCACACUACCACACAACCAAGAAUCUCCCCUCAGAUCUUGUCUUCACCCUCAUCAAAGCCUUUCAGACAGCAAAAUCCAGCUUCUCAGACAUCAUCACUACCCUAAAACCGGACCUGGUCAUAUUCGAUCUCUUCCAACCUUGGGCUGCCAGACUUGCUUCUUCUCAAGGUGUUCCUGCUGUUCAUUUUGCCCCACUUGGAGCAGCCACGAGGUCGUAUACCUAUCACCACUGCCUUCGUCGUCAUCCCAGCGGCGACUUUCCGUUUCCAGAACUAUGUCUUCGCGAUGAUCGUGUGAAGAAAGGUUUGGAUGGUUUCUUUCAGUUCUUGUACUAUAAUGUCUUUGAGGAGGACGAAGAUGUCAUGCUUGUGAAUUACAGGUUGUCUACUGAUAUUGCCCUGCUUAAGACAAGUAGGGCGCUUGAAGGGAAGUAUAUAGACUAUGUUUCUGCUGUUUCCGAUAGAAAAUUACUAUCUGUUGGUCCACUUGUGGCAGAUGUUAACAAAGAUGAGGAGGAGGAGGAGAAGUAUUCAGACAUCAUGGAAUGGCUAAGUAAGAAAAAACAGCAUUCAACUGUGUACAUCUCUUUUGGGAGUGAGUACUUCUUGUCCAAGCAAGAAAUAGAGGAAAUAGCAAAAGGGCUUGAGCUUUGUGAUGCUAACUUCAUAUGGGUAAUUAGGUUCCCUCUUGGGGAGAAGGAAAUUAGUGUUGAAGAUGCACUUCCAAAGGGGUUUCUUGAAAGGGUAAAAGAGAGAGGGAUCGUCGUGUUGGGGUGGGCCCCACAGGCUAGAAUUUUAGUGCAUCAUAGUACUGCAACUUUUGUGAGCCAUUGUGGAUGGAGUUCUUUGAACGAGAGCGUAUAUUUUGGGGUUCCGGUGAUAGGUAUGCCCGUAAAACAAAAUAUGUUUAUAGAUUGUCGGAUGUUAGUAGAGGCUGGUGCUUGUGUGGAAGUGGUGAGGGAUGAAAACGGAGUGUAUAAGGGAGAGGAGAUAGCGAAGGCGAUAAAGAAAGUGGUUGUGGAGACGAGCGGAGAAGGGCUGAGGCAGAGAGCUCAGGAAUUGAGUGAGAAGAUGAAAAUGGAAGAGGAUCAAGAAUUGGAUGAAGUAGCUGAGGGUUUGUGGCAGCUUUGUCUCAAGAAUAAAGAUUAAGGAAUCCUAACUUGUAGUUCUUUGUUGUUCUUGUUGUUGUCAUAUAUUGUUAAUUUGAGUGGAUUUCUUAUUUGUUGUCAUUGGCUUGUGAAAGUAAGAAAAGAAAAAGGCAAAUUACAACUA